AUGGAUCCGACGGAAGCUUUGACGGACGACGCGCUCGCCAACAUCCUCCGCCGCCUCCCGCCGUGCGACCUCGCCGCCUCCCGCUGCGUGCGCAAGGUGUGGCGCGCCCUAGUCGACGCCCAUCGGCUUUUACUCCCUCACCUCCUGCCGCACUCUCUGCACGGCUUCUUCAUCAACUACAUCGACUACGAGCGCCCACGCUUCUUUUCCCGCCCCUCGACGGUGCGGCCCGUCAUCAACAGCAAUCUCGACUUCUUUCCCGACUACAGCUCAAGCUUCAACCCCAUCGUGGAUCACUGCAAUGGCCUCUUGCUUUACGAGGAACUGAGGGGGUUAUAUGUGGUCAAUCCUGCCACCAGACGCUGGGAAGAUCUCCCCAUGGAGGAUAGGGACUGCAAUUCGUACCUUGUGUUUGAUCCUGCCGUCACAUCGCAUUACGAGGUGUUCUUCAUCCCCUAUCUUCCUAAGAAGCUGGUGGUGCCCGAGCCUAAAAAGCUUGAGAAGUUCCGUUAA
This is a messenger RNA of Brachypodium distachyon (stiff brome), 513 nucleotides long. Its product is annotated as putative F-box protein At5g52610. NCBI's taxonomy places the organism in Eukaryota, Viridiplantae, Streptophyta, Magnoliopsida, Poales, Poaceae. Gene Ontology annotation, molecular function: protein binding. Bases 1 to 513 code for a protein of 170 amino acids. The transcript has a single exon. The record is from RefSeq and is a predicted model, not a curated record.